AUGUCACUUCCAUCUCCCCGAAGUUGGCGACUCGAAUACUCUGUUUCCAAUAAGAAAUUCUUAAUUGAACAGCUCGGAGUAACAACAAAUACCACUAUCCAUGAGGACAUCUCCGUCGAAACCCUUUGGCAAGUUCUGAAACAUGUCAUGGAUACCAAAAAAGUCAUUUCUGGAAAAGGCAGUAUCCCUUUCUGGGGCGGUUUUCUGGGCUACUUUUCAUAUGAGAUGGGACUCGCUGGGCUGUCUCAUCCCAAGACAUCGCCAAUUGUGGCAUCUCAUGUAGAGGAUUCAGGCUCUACUCAGAAAAACGAAUCCUCCGUCCCAGAUACUAGUCUUUUAUGGGUUGAGAGAAGUAUCGUCAUUGAUAAUGUCUUGCAAACAGCUUUCGUUCAAUCUACACGAGAAAUCGACAACCAGGCAGGUGGCUGGUUAGACACCAUAUAUCAAAAGAUUGAGCAAUUUCAAUCACGGGCAAGUCAAGUUGUUGACAUCAGACACAAAUCAGCCGCCUUGGAGCAAUAUAGUCUUUUGACUUCUGCGGAAAGAGAACUUGUCGAUCAACUUCUCCAAGGAAGCACGGUCAAGAUCCCUGACGAAACGAGAUACAAAUCACAGAUUGCCGAAUGUCAAGAAGAACUGAAGGCCGGCGAGUCAUACGAGCUUUGUCUCACUGGGGAGACAACCAUUACAUUACCAGCAAUUUCUGAUGCAAGACUACGCAAACUCCGCCCUUGGCUGAUAUACAAGAAACUAAAAACAUACAAUCCCGCAGCAUUCAGCGCGUAUGGAAGCUUGGGCAAAGUAAAGAUUGCAAGUAGCAGUCCCGAAUGUUUUCUAAUUUGGGAUCGAACCUCUACUCUGGAAAUGAAACCUAUGAAAGGGACAGUGCGGAAAUCGCCAGGCAUGACUUUGGAAAAAGCCAAAGAGAUCCUAGCCACUACCAAAGAAAUGGCGGAAAAUCUCAUGAUUGCCGAUCUGAUCCGUCAUGAUUUAUAUGGAAUCUGCGGCUCGGGAAAUGUGCAUGUUGAGAAACUUUUGGAUGUUGAGGAUUAUGGGCGUGUAUAUUCGAUGGUUACUCAUGUGAAAGGUAUAGUUGAUCGAACUACGGCAAAAGACACUAAGCAUGAUAGUAUGGCUGCAUAUGGUUUGACUACACUGCAACGCACCUUACCUCCGGGAUCAAUGACGGGAGCACCCAAAGAACGAUCAUGUUUGCACCUCGACAGAAUCGAGGGAUGGAAACGUGGCAUAUACUCCGGCGUCAUGGGCUUUCUGGACCUGGGUGGCUCGGGCAGUUUUUCGGUUCUGAUAAGAACUGCAUUCAGCUGUUCAGAUCAUGAAGAUGCAGCGAGCGCGACAAAGCCAGAGGUAUGGCGGCUUGGUGCAGGAGGCGCGGUGACUAUAUUGAGUACUCCGCAAGGGGAGUGGGAUGAGAUGAUAACCAAGUUACGGACUGUGGUUAGCAUAUUUGAACCAGCCAAGUGA
This is a messenger RNA of Talaromyces amestolkiae, 1485 nucleotides long. RefSeq lists its product as uncharacterized. Gene Ontology annotation, biological process: L-tryptophan biosynthetic process. Lineage: Eukaryota; Fungi; Ascomycota; Eurotiomycetes; Eurotiales; Trichocomaceae. The coding region runs from base 1 to 1485 and encodes 494 amino acids. The record is from RefSeq and is a predicted model, not a curated record. The transcript has a single exon.